Molecule: messenger RNA, 1885 nt
Organism: Tripterygium wilfordii
Lineage: Eukaryota; Viridiplantae; Streptophyta; Magnoliopsida; Celastrales; Celastraceae
Exons: 4
Coding region: 88-1695 (535 amino acids)
Source: RefSeq, a predicted model, not a curated record
CUUUACAUAUGACUAACAGAGUUGAGCUGGGGUGACUACAUUUCCCCAAGUAUUUUUUGCGAAAGUCACGUAGGAGUGAGUAUCAGUAUGGCUUUCCUCGCGUCCUGUUGGAUCAUUAUUGAAUCUGUGGUCAUCCCAGAUGGAUUAAAGAAGUGGUUUUGUUUGAGCUUCUAUAUCCAUCCCUUUUUUCUUUUUGCUUGCCAGAUUUUUCUCUGGUUAAGAUUUCUGUACGCAUGCCUUUCGGUUAUCAUCUCUUUCCCUUUUAGAGUAGUCUGUGUUAUGGUUUUGUAUAUAUACAAGUGGUUUCAAAGUUUUGUCAUCUACAUUUUCUCAUUUACUAGGUCAACUAAUUUUGAAGUUACAGAAGAGGGAGAAAACUUAGACGUCGUUCCGUGUUUUAAUCAUCAUAAUCAGACAGUUGUUUUGAAUAGUUGUUUAACCAUAGCGCCAACAAUAUACUUACCUAAAGUGAUAGAACCUCUGACAGAUGUGUUUGAGAAUGAAACUGAUGGCAGAGAUGAUGCAGUUCUUCAGGAGGAUGAGCAAGUUCUCUGUUUUGAUAAAGAUGCCAGCAUAAAUGUCAACUUGUCUUCUCCAUCUUGCUCAAAUUUAUCUGAAAACUAUGAUAACUUAAAUGAUGGUCAUCUGUUGCACUCUUCUAUCAGUAGUUCAACAACCAAUGAUCUAGACAUGAUUUCUAGUUCAACAUCAGAUUGUAGCACCAAUUUAUCAUGUCUAGAUGGAGUAGUAACUGAUGGGCAGUAUGCCGAUAAAUUCUAUGAAAAGUACACUGAAAGAAUGAGAUGGUUUGAUGUGCUCAAUCAUGAACGAACUUGUGGAAUAAGUGCAAUUUUUCACAAGCAAUGGUCAAGUCCUAGCUCAGUUGAGAGCACUGGGAUUGUGGACUUCUCACCCCCAAAUAGCUCAUGGAGCAAAAUGACAGGAAAGAGGCUUCUAAAAAGUUUGGAGAGUGAUUUUGAACUUGUGUAUGUGGCUCAAUCAUGCUUAUCAUGGGAAGCUCUCCAUCAUCAAUACAGAAAGGUUGAAGCUCUGGCAGGUCAAAAUGGUGUGUUUUAUAGUAAUGUGGCAGGAGAGUUUCAAAAGUUUCAAGUUCUUCUGGAAAGAUUUAUGGAAGAUCAAAGGAGUGACGGAAAGAGGGUAUGGAGCUAUGUGAGAGGAAGAUUUUCAUUCAAGAGUCUUCUCCAAGUUCCAGAGCUUCCAGGCUUUGUGGAGGAGGAAAAGGAAGACGAGAAAAGAGGAGCUUGUAGAGUGAAAGAUGUGCUGAAUGCCAUAGAGAAGUGCAUACAGGCCUUUUGGGUAUUUGUUAAAACAGACAACAAGAAGUCUUGGUGGAAAUUGAGAACCUCGCUAUGGACUUGUCCAAUUGUAGAAGACCCAAGAGAUUUGGCAUUACUAGCUGAGAUCACUAGAAUUCUCCAGAAGAAAGAGAUGCUCUUGAAAGAUUCACAAGGGAAGGAAAGAUGUUGCCUCAGAAGGGGAGUAAAACCUCCAGAAGAGACGCAAAAGAAGAUGUUACACACAAUGGUAGACAUGAAGCUGGUUUCAAGGGUGCUUAGGAUGUCUGUGGUUUCCACUUCACAACUUAAAUGGUGCAAAGAAAAGCUGGACAACAUAGUGUUUGAAGAAGGAAAGGUUGUGAGGGCACACAGUGCUCCUUUCUUAUUUCCAUCUUGAUUGUUUACUGAAAAUGGGAUACACGUUUUGUUUUCUGGGUUUCUCAGCCAAGCUACUGCUUGCUGCUCAAACAAAUGGGAAUGUUUUCUGAGAAAAAUAGCAGACCUCUGUUCAUGUAUAUGGUAUAAGACAUGUAAAUAUAUGGACAACCUGCAUUGAAUUUCAUGCAAGGAAUGUUAAUUUUUAUUUA